AGCGAGUACAGAGACAGAAGGGUGGGUGGGCUGGCCCAUGGCUGAGGCCUCACUUCCAGAGCGGAGGGGAGAUGCCGAAGCCAGACCUUGCUCCAGCGUCCUGGAACUGGAGGAGCUCCUGAGGGCUGGGAAAAUUUCUUCUGGCAGCCGGGUGGACGAAGUUUGGCCCAACCUUUACAUAGGAGAUGCGGCCACGGCAAAUAAUCGCUUUGAGCUAUGGAAGCUGGGCAUCACCCACGUGCUGAACGCCGCCCACGGGGGCCUGUACUGCCAGGGCGGCCCUGACUUCUACGGCAGCAGUGUGAGCUAUCUGGGGGUACCAGCCCACGACCUCCCCGAUUUCGACAUCAGUGUCUACUUCUCCUCUGCAGCUGACUUCAUUCACCGUGCCCUCAGCACACCUGGGGCCAAGGUCCUGGUGCACUGUGUGGUGGGUGUCAGCCGCUCUGCCACACUGGUCCUGGCCUACCUCAUGCUGCGCCAGCAGAUGUCCCUGCGCCAGGCGGUGAUCGCUGUGAGGCAGCACCGAUGGGUCUUCCCCAACCGCGGCUUCCUCCACCAGCUCUGCCAGCUGGACCAGAAGUUGCGAGGUGCAGGCCGGAGCUGAGGGGCCAGAGCUGGUCCUUUCUCCCUGCCAUGGGGCUCUGCCACUUUGCCACCCUGGCACUGGCCCUGCUGGUGCUGCUGGAGGCUCUGGCCCCAGUGGACACACAGAAGAUGGUCAGAGUCCAGCAUGGGGUCUGCCUUACAGCCUGCUCCUCCGUCCGCUUCCUCCGGCUGCCUGCACUCAGCCGCUGCCUUCAGUCCCCACAGAAACAGCAUCAAAUGUGCAGAGACAAGCGGCUGGAAAUCAGCAGCACGAAGUGCCUGUCGGAGAAGACCACAUCCUGGGCCAGAUACCCCCACAGGAUGGACUCGCUGCAGGAGCAGGACCUCCGGAGGCCCAACAUCCACAGGGCGGUUGGUCUGCACCCCUACCAGCCGCCUACGCUGUCCUCGCUGCAGCGCUUGCUGUGGGUCCGUCAUGCUGCCAUGCUGAGCCACAUCGACGAGGUCUGGCCCAACCUCUUCCUGGGAGAUGCCUAUGCAGCCCGGGACAAGAGCAAGCUGCUGCAGCUGGGCAUCACCCACGUCGUGAAUGUUGCUGCGGGCAAGUUUCAAGUGGACACAGGUGACAAGUUCUAUCGCGGAAUGCCCUUGGAGUACUAUGGCGUUGAAGCUGAUGACAACCCUUUCUUCGACCUCAGUGUCUACUUUCUGCCUGUUGCUCGCUACAUCCGAACUGCCCUCAAUUUUCCCCAAGGCCGCGUGCUGGUACACUGUGCCAUGGGGGUGAGCCGCUCUGCCACAGUGGUCCUUGCCUUCCUCAUGAUCUACGAGAAUAUGACGCUGGAGGAGGCCAUCCAGACGGUGCAAGCCCACCGCGCUAUCUGCCCCAACUCGGGCUUCCUCCGGCAGCUCCAGGUUCUGGACAACCGACUAGGACGGGAGACCAGGAGGUUCUGACCUGGCGGGCAGCCAGGAACCCUGACCUUCUGGCCGGCAUGACCUAACCCAACCAGCCUGGCCCUGGGGACAGCAGCGUCUGCUGUUUCGAGUGACCUUGAGAUGUACAUAGCAAGUGGGGGCUUAGCGGAGGGAGAGCUGGCUGGUGACCUUUAGCAGGUAGAUUCCCUGACCCAAUCCAGAGAUUCUUUAUGCAAAAGAAAGUUCAGUCUGUCUCUAUAAUAAAAAAAAUUCAUCCUAAUAAAG
Molecule: messenger RNA, 1752 nt
Organism: Rhinolophus ferrumequinum (greater horseshoe bat)
Lineage: Eukaryota; Metazoa; Chordata; Mammalia; Chiroptera; Rhinolophidae
Gene: DUSP13B
Product: dual specificity phosphatase 13
Exons: 8
Coding region: 529-1506 (325 amino acids)
Biological process (GO): negative regulation of MAPK cascade; protein dephosphorylation
Cellular component (GO): cytoplasm
Molecular function (GO): protein tyrosine/serine/threonine phosphatase activity; MAP kinase phosphatase activity
Source: RefSeq, a predicted model, not a curated record